AAUCAGGACCGGCCUGCCAGUGUCAUGGCUGUCCACAGGUCUGCAGGUACUCGGUACGCUGCUAACGCGGCGUGGUAGCUCGGUGCGUCUCGCCGUACCAAUGCGAACCAUCGGGCUAUCAAGGUCCGAGAUCCUAGUCUCCUGUCGGCUCUGAGGAGGAUGGAUCCUUCUGUGGAUACAUGGGACCUCUCCUCACCUUUAAUAUCAUUAUGGAUAAACAGGUUUUACAUUUAUUUGGGCUUUGCUGUUAGCAUUAGCCUUUGGAUUUGUGUUCAGAUUGUCAUCAAGACGCAGGCAUCUCAGGAUUUGAUGACAAAUGGUUAUGUCUCCCUUCAAGAGAAAGACAUCUUUGUGUCUGGAGUGAAGAUUUUUUAUGGUUCUCAGACUGGCACAGCAAAGGGAUUUGCAACAGUUCUUGCUGAAGCAGUUACGUCCCUGGAUCUGCCUGUGGCAAUUAUUAAUCUAAAAGAAUAUGAUCCAGAUGAUCAUCUGAUAGAAGAGGUGACUAGUAAAAAUGUCUGUGUCUUCCUGGUUGCGACAUAUACUGAUGGCCGACCAACCGAAAGUGCAGAGUGGUUCUGCAAAUGGUUAGAGGAAGCAUCCAUUGAUUUUCGAUUUGGCAAAACUUACCUGAAGGGUAUGAGAUAUGCGGUAUUUGGCCUGGGAAAUUCUGCCUAUGCCAGCCACUUCAACAAGGUUGGCAAAAAUGUUGACAAGUGGCUCUGGAUGCUUGGCGCGCAUCGUGUGAUGAGUCGAGGGGAGGGCGACUGCGACGUGGUUAAAAGCAAGCACGGCAGCAUUGAGGCCGACUUCAGAGCAUGGAAGACCAAGUUCAUCUCCCAGCUGCAGGCACUUCAGAAAGGGGAGAGAAAGAAGUCCUGUGGCGGCCACUGCAAGAAAGGCAAAUGUGAUUCUCACCAACAUGGCUCAGAGGAGAGGGAGGAAGGAUCUCACGAGCAGGAUGAAUUGUAUCACAGAGACACUGAGGAGGAAGAACCCUUUGAGAGCUCCAGUGAAGAAGAGUUUGGUGACGAGAACCAUCAGAGCCUAAAUUCCAUUGUUGAUGUUGAAGAUUUGGGCAAAAUUAUAGAUCAUGUGAAGAAAGAAAAGAGAGAAACGGAACAGCAGGAAGAGAAGUCUGGUUUGUUCAGGAACAUGGGGAGGAAUGAAGAUGGUGAAAGAAGAGCUAUGAUAACUCCUGCUCUCCGAGAAGCCCUUACUAAACAAGGUUAUCAAUUGAUUGGGAGCCACUCGGGGGUGAAGCUUUGCAGGUGGACAAAGUCGAUGCUCCGAGGGAGAGGAGGUUGUUACAAACACACAUUCUAUGGAAUUGAGAGCCAUCGCUGCAUGGAAACCACCCCGAGCUUGGCGUGUGCUAAUAAAUGUGUCUUCUGUUGGCGGCACCACACCAACCCCGUGGGCACUGAAUGGCGGUGGAAGAUGGACCAGCCUGAAAUGAUCUUGAAGGAAGCCAUCGAAAACCAUCAGAACAUGAUUAAGCAGUUUAAAGGAGUACCGGGCGUCAAAGCGGAGCGCUUUGAAGAAGGAAUGACGGUAAAGCACUGUGCAUUGUCCCUUGUGGGAGAACCAAUAAUGUACCCAGAGAUCAACAGGUUUUUGAAGCUACUCCACCAGUGUAAAAUCUCCAGCUUCCUGGUCACAAAUGCACAAUUUCCUGCGGAAAUCAGGAACCUCGAGCCAGUUACUCAGCUGUAUGUCAGUGUGGAUGCCAGUACCAAAGACAGCCUGAAGAAAAUCGACCGCCCACUCUUCAAGGAUUUCUGGCAGAGAUUCCUUGACAGUUUAAAAGCCUUGGCAGUCAAGCAACAACGAACUGUCUACAGACUGACGCUCGUGAAAGCAUGGAACGUGGACGAGCUCCAGGCCUACGCGCAGCUCGUGUCCCUGGGGAAUCCUGACUUCAUCGAAGUGAAGGGUGUUACCUACUGCGGAGAAAGUUCAGCAAGCAGUCUUACCAUGGCCCACGUGCCCUGGCAUGAGGAAGUGGUACAGUUUGUCCGCGAGUUGGUGGAUCUGAUCCCCGACUAUGAAAUUGCAUGUGAACACGAACACUCUAAUUGCCUCCUGAUAGCACACAGAAAGAAAAGGCCAUGUGGGACAGAGCAAGAAGGCAGCUGCCUGCAAGACAGGAAGAGAGCCCUCACCAGAAACUGAGCCAGAACCUUGGAAUUCCAGCCUCCAGAACUGUGAGAAAAGAAUUUUCUGUUGUUUCAGUCCCCCAUACUAUGGCAUUUUGUUACGGCAGCCUGAGCUAAUACUCCCACUUUGUCCUGCAUUUACUUGGUCUUCAGCUAGUUUUUUUAGACUUUGGGAAUCAGAGCAGUCAGUUGUCAGAUUUUAGCUUACAGUUGUCCUACCUGUGCAACUGAAAUUUUUAAACCAGAGUAGAGUUUUAGAGUCAAAGGAAACCAGAUCUUCUAGUGCAGAAGUUUUCAAACUGCAUUAGAAGUGAGGAAGUUGGUUUUGUGAGUUGGAGCCAGCAGUUCUCUUAUGAAAUGCAUUGCCUGCCGUUUUGUGAAAGUUGUAUUCCCAGCUUGUGUGUGUUUAUUUGCGUGUACUAGAUUGAGAUAUAAAGUAUAUUUUUGACUGUAGGUAUGGUAAAAAAAAAAAAAAUUAAAUCCAUUGUAUCGCUCAAACUAAUCCUUUUCUCUCUCUUAGAACACCCAUGGCAAAUGAUCAUGUUAGAGUUUGAGGGUGAAGGAGCGUCAGGAUUAUGAACCAGAGGGGUCAGACUUCAGACCUAGAAAUCAAAACACCAAAGGGACACAAAUAGGGAAGAAGAGAGUAUGGUCAUCUCUGUCUUUCAGCAAGCAACACUGGGAUCCCCAAAAAGACUCCUCUAUGGGGCCAAGCUUGUGUGAUUUAUCACACCUGUCCCUGUACUCCCCAAGUGCCUUGUACAUAACCUCACUCACUAUACAUGCUAUGUUGUAUUAUAAUUAUUUUCUAAAUGUAUGUAACUGGGCCAAGUCCAUAGUUGGCCUGGUUGGCCCAUGUUGAUGGAUGGAUCAUCAUUUUUGGCCUCAUUUGACUGCCAUACAUGUUGAAUUACAUGUUAAUGUCAUGUCAGUCACCCCAGGCUCGGUCAAGGGUGAGUGUCAUGCCUCUGUCAUGAAUACACAGUGAAGCAGUCCCUUCUAGUCUAUGGAGCCAGUAGCAGCAAAAUCCCAUCAUGUCUCAAGAUGUCAGUAGAAUGGGUGGAAUUUUGAUUCUUUGUAUCGUCUUCUAGCUUUGUUAAGAGUGAGGAAGGGCCGGGUGCGGUGGCUCAUGCCUGUAAUCCCAGCACUUUGGGAGGCCGAGACGGGCGGAUCACGAGGUCAGGAGAUCGAGACCAUCCUGGCUAACAUGGUGAAAGCCCGUCUCUACUAAAAAUACAAAAAAAAAGUAGCCGGGUGUGGUGGUGGGCGCCUGUAGUUCCAGCUACUCAGGAGGCUGAGGCAGGAGAAUGGCAAGAACCCGGGAGGCGGAGCUUGCAGUGAGCUGAGAUUGCGCCACUGCACUCCAGCCUGGGCGACAGAGCGAGACUCUGUCUCAAAAAAAAAAAAAAAAGGGUGAGGAAGAAAGGCUGGGCCCUCACAUGUCCUGGGUGACGGCAUAUGUUGUUAAGUUCAUAUAUUCACAGAGCCAUCAGGCUUGGUGGGGUGGAAUGCAGGAGGAAACUGCAGGGGCCAUUAUAGUGUCUACGGAAGUUCAGGACAGUGAGGUCCUGUGGCCAGAAAACUGACAGAAACUGUCUAACACGGGAACUCUCUCACUGCAACCGAACUAACAGGAUUUAGGAAGACUUCCCAGAGCAAAGGAUGAAGGACAUGUGAGUUAGAGGGAAUAGCUUGGGUGUCAUGUGAGAGGACCACAGCUCACCAAGAGAUGCAGAUUUGAUACUCAGACUUUACAUUCAGGAUCGUAGGAAUCAAUUCUGCUGUCGGCACAGUCUCAGGCUGUCUGUGGGAAGUUGAGAGAAGCCACAGCUGGAAUCAGAAGGUCAAUCGGCUGGAAGACAGUGGCUGCGGCCCAGAGGAAGGGCCUGCGUGACCAAGUCACGCCACUGGCGGCAGAAGUGCUGCCCAGGGAGAAUCGAUGGAGGUGUGAGGGGCCAGGGAAAAGGUCACCUUUGACUCUGCAAUUUUGAGGCUCAGUGCCUGGGAAUGACAGUGAUUGCUUCCACAAUAGUAGACAACACUUCAGGGACAGUCUGUCUUGGGAGAGAAAAUGAUGAUGAGAUAUAAAUUUUACAUCUUGGGUUGUAGAGUUCACAGGGCCCUUGAGGCACCAUUUCCAAGAAUGGUCUUAUUACAAGAAAACUUCUUCUAAUUCAUAGAGUAAUUAAACUUUUCCACGUAUUCAGCAUUUUCCCCCUAGAAAGCUCUUAGCUAGUGGGUAAAAAAUCAGAUGUCAUUUAAAUUCAACAUAUUUUAAUAUUCUAAAUUCAGGAACCUAUGUAUUUUCUUUUUUUUUUUUUUUGUGGCUAGAACAGGAAAUUGUUCCUCAGUUAUUUAGUUAGUCGGAGUUUUCUUAUUUUUAUUUUUGAGACGGAGUUUCACUCUUGUCACUGAGGCUAGAGUGCAGUGGCACGGUCUUGGCUCACUGCAACCUCCACCUCCCAGGUUCAAGCGAUUCUCCUGCCUUAGCCUCCCAAGUAGCUGGGAUUACAUGCACACACCACCACGCCCAGCUAAUUUUUGUAUUUUUAGUAGAGAUGGGGUUUUACCAUGUUGGCCAGGCUAAUCUUGAACUCCUGACCUCAGGUGAUCCACCGGCCUUGGCCUUUGAAAGUGCUGGGAUGACAGGCAUGAGCCACCGUGCCCGGCCAUUAGUCGAAGUUUUUUAAAAGACAGUGGCAUGGGCUGGGCGUGGUGUCUCACGCCUCUAAUCCCAGCACUUUGGGAGGCCGAGGCCGGUGGAACACGAGGUUAGGAGAUCAAGACCAUCCUGGCUAACACGGUGAAACCUCGUCUCUACUAAAAAUACAAAAAAUUAGCCAGGUGUGCUGGUGGGAGCCAGUAGUCCUAGCUACUCGGGAGGCUGAGGCAGGAGAAUGGCAUGAACGCAGGAGGCAGAGCUUGCAGCGAGCCGAGAUCAGGCCACUACACUCCAGCCUGGGCUACAGAGUGAGACUCCGUCUCAAAAAAAAAAAAGACAGUGGCAUGACAAGUACUUGUCUAUUUAUGAGUCAGGUAUCAGCAUAUUAGUUAAUUUACACAAAUGAAUGCCAAACAAAUGCUUUGAAUUAAAAGCCUUCACAGUUCAACUAAUAUUUCCUUCUGAGCCUCUUCAACUUUCUUUCUGUUUUCUUCAUUCCAGGUCGUUAUUCCACUGUGACUUUUGAGAAGCAAUUUUCUUAAGAGAGUACAAAUUGGAUUAUCCCCUCUUACUGAAUUGAAAUUCUUCAGGCUUUCCACUAAUGAGAUAUUGUAUCCAUGUUAGGCCAGAAAAGCAAGUUUGAGUCAUUUAGUUAGCAUGUUUCAAUUAGAAGUUAUUGAUGAAACCUUCACUAAUAACUCAAGCCAAGUUGAGUCUAAAAAGGAUUCCAUGAGGUGCUGUUAACACAGCCUUGAAAAUUUGUAACCGAUCAAAAGUGGCAACAGCAGGAAUUAGAAUGAGUUUGAAUUAGUCACAUGGUAACACGGAAACAUUUAACCCUGGUCAGCGGGACUGCUUGAGAUAAACUUCACUGCAAAACUGCAGGCCCAAGGGAAAGGAAGCUCUCCUGUGAUAGGAAGUCAUGUCUGGAACAUGGAAGAGGUUUUUUGUGUUUGUUUUUGUUUUUGUUUUUUUGACGUGAUAGGGAGAAAAGAUCAGACUUGUUCAUGAUUUUUAAAAACAUUCAUUUUUUUUUUUUCUAGGGAUGUUUUUACUUCUGACUUGACACGUUUUUU
Molecule: messenger RNA, 5897 nt
Organism: Symphalangus syndactylus (siamang)
Lineage: Eukaryota; Metazoa; Chordata; Mammalia; Primates; Hylobatidae
Product: S-adenosyl-L-methionine-dependent tRNA 4-demethylwyosine synthase TYW1
Biological process (GO): wybutosine biosynthetic process
Molecular function (GO): catalytic activity; FMN binding; 4 iron, 4 sulfur cluster binding
Source: RefSeq, a predicted model, not a curated record